AUUAGUGUUGCUAUAACGAAAAUAUUUUUGUAUCCCUCAUUGUUCCGUGAAGUCUUAGCACGCAAAUUAUUGUUUGAAUUCCUUGAUAUUUUUAUUAUCAUUAAUUGUACUAUUUUUUAAAUUACUUUAAAUAAUGCAAAGGUGAAUAUUAAAUCAUUGUUCUAGACAAUUAUUUUAUAGUUGGGUAACAUAAUGAAAAAAAUAUAUAUUAGUUACUACUAUUUAACAAGUAGAUGACUGAAUAAUUAAAUCUUAUUAUAUUUACAAUUUUAUUAAUGACAUAUGUUCUUUUAUAUUCUUGUAAAUUAGCUUCGUAUACACUUACAUUAUUUAAUUUUGUUAAAUUUUUUAUUUCUAAUUUAUUUUAUAUAACCAAUUGUUAAAAAUAAUAUUAAAAUUAUUCGACAUACAUAUAGAUGAUGAUGAUUAAAUAGUACACUAUUUAUAUAUGUGUAAGAAAUAAAGAAUUUAUCUCAAAAUAUUAAAUAAUACAAUAUUGUGUAAUAUUCUAUUAUCUCAGGUCGUAAGAGUCCAAGGCUCCUUACACUGUUUGGGAGUUAUAAAUUAUGUUGGGUAAAUUUUUAUUUGAUAUUAAAAUGACAAAUGAUCUUAUUUAUCCUUUUAUAUAUAGAUACUUUUUUGAUAAAAAAAAUCUUUUAUAUUUCUUAUUUAUUUAUCAAACUUAGAUAAACACAUAGAAACUUUAUAAUCUACUUGAUAAGUUUCCACUUAUCAACUCUGUAACCUGUAACCAGAAAAUAGAGAAAGAAGAGAAUAUAAAAGAAGAUAGGAAGAAGAGAGGAAAGAGAGAAGAUAUAUGUUUUGAUUAUAGACUGUUUGAUACCGUCAAAGAUAAACGACAACGCCUCAACAAAGUAAUCCCACGUCACUUAGGUAAAUAUAAUAUGUAGUCACUCUCUUGACUCAGAGAGCACAUACUUUUCCUGUUUCCAUACUUCGACUCUAGCCACUUUGGAAAUCCUUCAGCUGUCUUGCCUUACGCCAUAUGCUUCUCAUCCUCCUAUUAACCAUUGCCAAAGAUACCUUGAGUUUAUCACUAUUCAAAACAUAAACAUAAAUUUAGGACCUGGUUUUUUAGCAUCUCUGGUUUGUUUAUGAAGAACACACACUCUCAUUUCUUAGUGUGAAUCCACACAUGUUAAAGUUACAAAGUGAUCUUUACCAAAUAUUUCAAACAUGAAAACUAUUCAAAUCUUUUAGAACAUUCAGAGUUAAACUCAUCCAAGAAUGAAGCUUAAUUUAAAGAUUGGUUACACUAAACACUUUUUCACAAGCUACACAACUCCAAAAACAGGGGCGUGCCUUGGCACAACAAGUUGAAACAAAGGCCUAGGGCCCCCAAUUUUUUAAGGUCUCUAUUUCUAAAACUUUUAUAAUAAGUUUUCAUAGUUAACUUUUGUAUUUCAGUGUUAUUUAUAAUAAAAAGAAAAUAAUAACAUCAAUUGAACUAAAACUCAGUUUACUAUUAUUAUGUCAAUGAAAAAACAAAAAAAAAAUAUUAGUAAAAAUAAUAAAAAUAAAAUAGAUCUAUAGUUAAAUAGGCCUCCAAAUCUUUUUUUGUCUAUGGAUCCCACACGGACAGGGACGCCCCUGUCCAUAAAGAAGCAUGUUUGGCGGAAUAAAAAUAUAUUCGCGGCAGAAAAUAUGUAACAAAUAAGAUGGAACUUCACACUCCUCUUUCUGGUGUGUCUGAGAAGAGUUAGACAACAAACCAGCCCCGUCGAUCUGAACUUUACAGGAAAAGGACUCUGCACCACCAAGUAAUUGGCCAGUACCACAAUUCGAUCUUAAAGAAAACAAAACAGUUAUAAGAAAAAAAUCUCAAAUCACUACAGAUAGACUGGGAAGACAAAGAAGGGAAGCACAAACCAUCUGUAUCGAGGAGCUAUAGUGUGAACAUUGAACCAGCCUUGAGACGGUCCCUAAAAGCGGCGAGACAGUGAACAUUUACGGUGGCUGACAUGCAUGAGAGUCGACUGAAAAUUAUGAAAAGAGAGCGACCAGAAACACUAUCAUGUUUUUUUUAUAGAUUAAAGAAACACUUUUGAAAAAAAAAAUUAAAGAAGAAACACUAUACUGCGCAUUUCGUCCCAGAAACAAACUAAAAUGUCAUCCGGACAAAGCAUUUUUCUUCACAUAUUUUCCCUUAACCAAACCAAUGAUUUAACGAUGUAGUCCUCGGGUUUACUCCCCUAUAGAUCCACUUUGGAACGAUCUCCUCUUCUUUCAACAAAAUAAUCAUCAACACUGAUUCCUCCUAGAUUCAUAGUGUUUUAUUAUGUACUGAUAGUCCAUCAGUGUUUCUUCUCUUGCAGACCAUUGUACUUCCAGAUCAAGAAACUCAGACAAAACGAUUCCUUCUACUACGUGUGCCUUAGCUCCUCUGCUUGAUCCAUUUGUUUCCUUUUAGUGUCUCUACCAUCUCCUGCAGAUAAAAUCGUUUCAUAAAGUCUCCUUCUUUACAUUAGCACAAUGCAAUAAACAGAAUGAAAAGUAUUUAUCAGCAAAAAAAAAUUGUAUGUUUGAUGUUCUUACCUAUCCAUCUAAAUCAAGAGAGCUGAGAAACCUUUUGUAGGCUGAAGUGAAGAUAAGCUUGAUUGGAUCAGGAGCACUGAGAAGCCGUUUGUAGACGGAAGUGGAGAAAACUGUUUCCGUUGCUGCUUGCCACAGAAAACGCAGAUCAGGUCUCGAUCCCUCACAGAAGCUUUCCGGCUACGGAGGUAAGGAACAUAAGCGUAACUAAGUUGAUUGAAUGCACCCUAAACCAUUACGCCUUGAUUGACCAGAGGUGGUGGAGUGAAUAUCGAACGUCACGGCAACGUCUCCGUCUUCACGCAAUAAUGGAAGGUGAGAGACGGUGGAAAAUACAAAAACACAUAAUACAAAGAGAUAGAUCUCGACUCCCAAAAUCUCAGCAGCCCCCUCGAAGGUGGUGAUACAAUGACGGAUUUCAAUUCGGUGAGCAUGAGAAGAAGUUUGCCAUUCUAAUCUCUGAAAGUUUGGGAAUGAUUGAGAGGAUAGAAUUGAUGAUUUCACAUAAAAACUCUCAUAUUUAUAGUUGUAGAUUCAUAGAAGUAUUGUAUGUUAAAUCGUGUGAGGAAUGGCGUUAAUGAGUGUUAAUGACGAUGAUUAAAUGCAGUCUGAGAUCUGUAACAGUGUUGGAUUUCGAUAGCCAGUCAGAAGAACUUGAAGCGAUUAGACAGAGACAGUUGGCUCCCAGCAGAUAUUGAUCAGAAAAAAUCGGUGUUCGGAAUAUAGUAGGAUCUUCAUAGUCGGUUGGCUAAACUGGAGCUGUCCACCAGUGGCUAAUAACAACAAAGGUCUUUGAACCCAAUAUGAAGAUGAAGCUAAUAGUUGCAGGUUUUGGUAAUAAUAUUAGAAGCCCAGUUGUUUAAAGUCCACGAUCAAAGUCCAUCUCGAACUGGAUUAAAUGAAAUGCAUGACACGUGUCAGCACGACGUAACUCGACUUAUCUAUGUGGCGGAUGAGGUGUCUUAACCAGGGGUGAAUAAACCUUUCUUUAUAAUAAUAGAUAGAUAGAUAGAUAGAUAGAUAGAUAGAUAGAUAAAUAGAUUUUUAUAAUUGAUAUGAGAUAAUCUGUUUUAACUCAUCGCAUAUUCAUUUCAAGUUUUGCAUUUUUAUAAUCGAUAUGAGAUAGUCACAUUGGGUUAGUUAAUUUCAUUAAUCACCCUAUAAUUUUAAUUUGGUUACCAGUUACCUCCACAUCCCACAUUUGGUCACACUCAAUUCAGUGGUAGACAUAUAUAUCAUAGUAAUACUCGAAAUUCUCAUAUGCAGAUUUUUUAAGGGGAUUUUAACCUAGUUUUUUUAAACAGAGAAGUUGAUGUGGUUUACAUUUAUGUUCCACCAAUUGAGUUUCUUUUCGGCAAAGAGGUCCCUUGCCUUAGCUUGAUAUGCAUAAAUAGGCCGUUAAUAACAAGGAGAUCAAUGUAAUACUAUUUCAUUUUACUGAGAUUCUUUUGGCUAUAUCAAAUUUCAAAGUUAUUCAGGAAAAUACUACCGUCCGAAAAGUUUCUUUCGUCAAACCUCUCACACGAUGGAUAUUUCAGAAUUAAAAUAUGUCAAAGACCCUUGGUCUUAAGCACUCCUGUGCAAAAACUAUUGAGCCAACUGCUUCAAUACCGAAGGUGUUCAUGAUGAGGUAAAUGCCUCCCAGAUUAUUUUGUUGUUGAAUAUGUGAGAAGAGCUUGCUGGUGUACAUAAUACGUGUAUUUAUUUGUAUAGAGAGUGGAAAUGGGAUUAUGAUGAUGAAAAUCAAAAGAUGAAAUUUGUUUCAAGAGUUGUUUACCAUCUAAGACACAUUUUGACUUCUUUUAACAUAUAGAGACACAUUGGGCUGUUGAGACACUUUAUUUGAACAACUGUCCUUUUUCUGACCUUUAUGUCCUCAAGCCCAAUUAACUGUGUUUUGUAUGGUUAGGUUAAAGUAACUCAGCUGAAUUGUGGACACUAAAAAGGUUUGGUAGUGUGUCUUAAUUUGAACCACAAGAUUGAAUUUGCCUAAAAAAAUCUAACGGGUGUGUAACAAUUUUAUAUUUGAGAUUUGCAUGCCUUUAGAUUUCAUUAGAAUCAACAAGAUCCAACGGUGGAUAAUAAGAUUGUAUUACAUAAUUAUUUUUUAUUAUAAUACAUUCACCCUUUAUGUCUUAUUUUGACUGUAUUUCAAAAUUUAAAAUACAUAAAUAAAUAUAUUUGGUAUAGUUUGUUAUAAUUUUUUUCCCUUUAUACUUUGACAUCCAUUUUGAUAAUUUUAAUAAUUAAUAAAUAUUUUUGUGGAUAAACAAUAUUUGGACAUGAGUUCUAAUUAUGUGGACAUGUGAGUUAUGGAUAGACAAUUUGUGGACGGAUGACUUAUGAAUCUGGUUUUUCAUUUACCAUAACAACAAAAUAUAGACAUGAAGUUGUUCUUAGUCUAGGUGUGUGGACAUGGGAGGUGUGAAUAGGAGAGUUGGAUAAAGACAAGUUGUGUACAUGGGAUGUGUGUACCUGAUGCUUUUGACAAAGGCGUGGACGAGCGGACUGUGGACAGAGUAACAACCAGAGCCUAUCUUGAUCCAAAACCAACAUACAUAUCUUUUGGGGAAGGAGGAAGCCCCUCAGACCCUCCCAUCCCAGAAGCUCUCCUCUUAGCCUGAAACCCACUCUUUGUCACUCUCUUAAUUAACCUCUCCACCGCCGCAUCCGCAAUCGCCCCAACCUCAGUUCUAAGCUCUCCUCCGCAUCUUUCAUCAUUGCUUCCAGUUCUUCACAUCCUCAACCGCUUCCGCAAUCACCGCUUCCAACAUGCUCGUCGUCUUCGUCUCUUCUUGUCCUCCAACUUUUUCAUCCCUCUCCCAACACACUUGCCAUUGAAAUUGCAGCGUCGUUAACUGAGAUCCUUAUCGUGUCGUUUCUAGAUUCAUCUCACAAUCUCGCUUCUAGAUCUGACAAAGGUUUUGCUGGAUUUGAAGGAAGCAUCGAGAAUCUAGGGGCAUGGAAACAGUGAGUUGGAAGGAGAGAUGAUGAUGCAGUGUUUAGAUGCAUUAAAGCACUUCUCCAUUUUUAUCUUGACUUGUUGUGAUUCUGAUCUUCAUCACCACUCCAGGGGUCUUCCCAACCCUAAGGAUCUUGCUAAAGGCACUGUCUUUACUGUGAAUGAGAUUGAAGCUCUUUACGAAAUGUUCAAGAGCAUCAGCAAAGCCGGCCUUAUCGACAAGGAACAGUUUCAGUUGGUACUCUUUAAAUCCAACAGAAAGAAGAGCCUUUUUGCUGAUAGGGUGUUUGACUUGUUUGAUACCAAGCAUACUGGAAUCCUUGAUUUUGAAACCUUUGCACGUGCUAUUUCGGUUUUCCACCCCAAGGCUCGAAUGGAGGAUAAGCUUGAGUUUGCUUUCAAGCUGUAUGAUCUGAAGCACCAAGGGUUUAUAGAGAGACAAGAGUUGAGGCAGAUGAUGGUGGCGACUCUAGCUGAAUCUGGCAUGAAUCUUUCUGAUGGCGUAAUAGAGAUCAUCAUAGACAAGACAUUUGAAGAAGCUGAUAGUAAAAUGGACGGGAAGAUUGAUAAGGAAGAGUGGCAGAGUCUUGUUCUUCGUCACCCCUCUUUGUUGCAGAACAUGACCCUUCAGCAUCUCAAAGACAUAACAAAGACGUUUCCGAACUUUGUGUUUUACACUAUAGUGACUGACAACCCAUCAUCUGGAUGAUCAUGAGGAUGUGAUUUUGUUUUUUUUAUUGGUGCAAGUUGAUUCAUUUUUUUUUUUGUGGCAAAAGAGAUGGUACAAUAUUGUAUGUUGAAAACUUGUUUCUUACUUAACUUCGGCUCUAAUUCUAAUUGUAUCUGAAAACUGGCCUUUCUGAUUUAUUUUAAAGCAAUUUUCAAA
Brassica rapa (field mustard) is the source of this 6401-nucleotide messenger RNA. Its product is annotated as calcineurin B-like protein 6. Gene Ontology annotation, biological process: calcium-mediated signaling. Gene Ontology annotation, molecular function: kinase binding; calcium ion binding. Lineage: Eukaryota; Viridiplantae; Streptophyta; Magnoliopsida; Brassicales; Brassicaceae. The record is from RefSeq and is a predicted model, not a curated record.